Brassica napus (rape) is the source of this 2575-nucleotide messenger RNA. RefSeq lists its product as uncharacterized. The record is from RefSeq and is a predicted model, not a curated record. The transcript has 5 exons. Bases 86 to 2464 code for a protein of 792 amino acids. Lineage: Eukaryota; Viridiplantae; Streptophyta; Magnoliopsida; Brassicales; Brassicaceae.
UUCUGAUUUCGACUAACUUCAAAGCCAAUCCUCACCACUUAGCUGCUGCAUAAUCACUUUUCCUUCUUCUUCUUCUUCACCGGAGAUGGCAGACGGAUUUAGCUACGGCGGUUUUGCUGGAGCACCGCACCCGUACUGGCUUUCUCCUAAUCCGCCAGCUUCUACCCCCGCGUUUCUCGCAACCCAUCCUGUCGAGUCCUACGAUCAAACACGAGUAGGGUUUGAUCCGAUGAUUCCUCAUCACCGAUCGCCGUCGUCUGGUGAUUAUACUGGCCCUCCGGUGCCUUUAGUAUCGUUUGUCACUCGACCCGGUCACGGGGGUGAAGAUUCUAGCAAAGACAACAAGGGUGGAUAUUUGAAGCCUCCUUAUAGCUCAGCUACAGUGUCUUCUUUAGCUGACAUGCUUAUCAGAAACUCUCAGGAGCCUUUCUAUGUGCCUAUCCCUCCUUCUGGUGUUUGUGCUACUACCAAUGCUUUUGAUCUCAACCGUCCUGGACCUGGACAUUCCUGUUCUGGUUCUGGUUCUGGCUAUGGUACGCAUGAAAGUGUGUGUCCUCCUCCUCCUGUGGUGCCUUACUUAUGUGUUCCCUCUAUGCUUUUGCCGACCUUCAAAACAGAAGCUUUCUCUGAUGGAAGAUCAUUCGGUCACAAUGUUUCGCCUGAGUAUAUUCAAUCCGGUGCUUCUGUUGAACCCGUGCUUGGUCCUUUGUCGGAGAAUCCAGAUCUUGGCGACGGGACAGUUGGCUCAACUAGUUCAAAGAUUCCCCGGAUGCUACAGUUUGAUUUAAAUUGUGAUGAUCAUGGAUCUUGGAACCACUUCAUGGUAUCUUCUGAGGGAAGUGAGUCAAUGAAAGCCGAUAACAGGAAUGCUGCUCAGUCAGCUGUCAGCUAUGAAACCCUUUCUGAAGCUAGUGCUAAUCAACCUAGUGAAGAUGUUCAAGCCAAGACAUGUAAGCUCUUGGAACAGUUUGAUAACAAGUCCGAGUUGUUGCCAGAUGUUGGUAUCAAAGGGAGUAGUAGAUCGAAUGCAGACGGUGUCUCAACUGGUCAAUCACCUCUAUGUGAUCAAGGAGGUUUCACAUCCCCGGCUUCUUCUACAAGAGUUUCUUCCGUGGUUAGUGCCUUGCAUAAUCUGUCAGAAGUGCUUGUUUAUGAAUGUUUCAACAAUGGAAGCUUACUGAAGCCAGAACAACUUGAGAGUCUUGAUAAAGUAGUAGAGAAUCUCACUAGGUGUUCAAAGAAAAUCACCUGUAACAAGACGUUAGCAGGUGAAGCAUCAGUUCCAACACAAGCUAUGCAUGUUUCCUUACCAAAUGUGGCCGACCUUAACGAGGCCCCAAAUGUAGUUGCUAAAGAGUUUCAAGGGUUUAAUGUCAAGCCACUGGAUAGCUUUGGCUUUAAAAAAUCUGUAGAUAAGGAUGAGAUGACGCAGAGUAUUAAGAACAUACUUGCUUCCAAGUUUCCUGAUGGUGAAGAAAACCACCCACAAACUCUUUUGUACAAGAAUCUCUGGCUUGAAACGGAAGCUGCCUUAUGCUCCACAACUUGCCUGGCUCGGUACCAUCGGAUUCAGAAAGAGACUGUUAAUCUCAAAUUGCAGAAUAGAGAGGUCUCUGCAGAUGCAUCAACCUUCAAGCUGGAACCUUUUCUUAACCCUCAGAAAUCAGUUUCCAUCAUAAACAAGGUAGAGCAGGAGACGGCUGAACCAAUCAUCAAACACGGGAGCAAUUGUGGGAACAAUGUAGUUACAAUGUGGCAUGACGCACCACAAAGCUCUAGAUUCAACUCUGCUCCCGUUGGUGCAGUGCUCUCAGUUAUGUCCAGCAGCUUCACCGGCUGUUUAGAACAGGAAAAUCAUGGAAACUUCAAGCCUGGUGUUCAGAUACCGGACACGAUAAAGCAGGAGUUCCCUGUAUCCACCACAGAGGAAAGCCAUGAUGAUGUUAUAGACAGGUUUCAGAUUCUGAAGCAGCAGGAAACAAAGGGCAAACUCAAGUCUCAGAACUUCCCGGAUCCAGACAUUGGUGUUAUAGACGGGUUUCAGAUUCUGGAGCAGCAGGAAACAAAUGGCAAACUCAAGUCACUUAACUCCUCAGAGACAAGAAUGGAUGACCAGGAAGACAAUCCAGAGGCUUCUGAGAUGGCUACUAUUGGCAGAAGCAGCCAUUUGAGUGAUUUUACGGGUAGAUUCCAGGUACUAAAACGCCGGGAAGCUGAGCAAGUUCAGAAAUCUCUCAACAGCGUGGACUUUGAUUCUGAUUCCGAUUCAGAUUUCGAAUCAGAUUCAGACAGUGACCAGCCAAGAAACAGAACACAAAGGUGUGAUUAUCUCUUGUCAGGCUCGACGAUGACAAUAGGUGGAAACUCACAGAUAGAGACGUGCGCUAAUACUGAACCAUCUGCAUACGACAACGGCUACGAGAGCCCGACCUCGGAUUGGGAACAUGUCCUCAAGGAUGACUGAGUACUGGAACUUUCUUGGACAAGAAGUUUCGAUCCUUUAGUGGCUUUGUUAGUGUAUAAAUAAACAACAUUAAAUGAACUCUUAUUCAUAAUGCGGUUUGCAGUUUUUAUC